Messenger RNA from Caenorhabditis briggsae, 1200 nucleotides. The coding region runs from base 1 to 1200 and encodes 399 amino acids. The record is from RefSeq and is a predicted model, not a curated record. Lineage: Eukaryota; Metazoa; Nematoda; Chromadorea; Rhabditida; Rhabditidae. The transcript has 5 exons. Gene Ontology annotation, molecular function: sequence-specific DNA binding; DNA-binding transcription factor activity; zinc ion binding. Gene Ontology annotation, biological process: regulation of DNA-templated transcription.
AUGCCUCCCGCCCUUCAUAUCUCCGGACUAUGUCAAAUUUGCGACCAACCAGCUUUUGGCCAUCAUUUUGGAGUGUUGAGCUGUCGCGCCUGUGCCGCGUUUUUUAGAAGAGCAGUCAGCUGGACCAGGAAGCCAUCUUGUUUAGAGAAAAAGUGUCCAGUUUUUGGAAAGAAUAUGUGCAAAAUAUGUCGACUCAAAAAAUGCCUGACAGUUGGAAUGGACGUCACAAAAUUCCAAAAGAAUCGAGAUCCUAUAUCCAACUCAUAUUGCGAACGGAGCAAGAUUGCAACACCACAAAGUCUUGCCAACUUUUUGGGACGCCCAGAAUCAAUUCUGUGUUUUGAGCCGGACCGAGCAUCAAGCACCAAAACAGUUAUAGAUGUCAGCUAUCUUCUAGAAAAAGCGACACACAUUUUUCAACAGGAUCCUUCUUAUCUAGGACCGUAUGAAAUGAAAUCUAGCCUGGAAAGGGUCACGUAUGCAAUGGAUGCUAUGAAAUCCAAGAAAAUGAACCACCCGCUUUCAUUAAGCGAAGUUAUUGGUAAAACUGAAACUUUCCUUUUCUAUGAGUACACGUUCCUUGAAGCUGCUCACUGGCUCGCCGAGUUUCCGGAACUCCAACAGCUUAAUGUGGAGAUGGACAUUCUAAAAUCCGCAUGGACCAUAUGGAUGAGAUUAGAUGCGUUGGCGGAGACGGCUGAGUAUAAUCGGCUAAAUGGGAGAUUGGACAAUGGGAUCCAAAUUUGUACAAGGGGGGCAAAACUGAAAAUAGAGGAGAUCAAAAUGGAUUUGAGAUGGUGCACGAAUUAUUCGGCAGAACAGAUUGAGAGUUUUAUGAACCGCGAAUUCGGUCUGAAAUGGAAUCGAAUCAUAGAUGAGGUCAUGAUAUGUAACCCAACCAGUUUUGAACUCAACUACAUGCUUCUCCAACUCUGUCUUCAUAACGCCGGCAAAAAACACCAAGGGAACGUUCUAGAAGCCACCGAAAGUCUACUAGGAAUUCUAGCUGACAACUUGCACGCCUACUAUUCGAACAAGAUAAGAAAGACAAAUUAUUCUGGACGAAUUGCACAAAUGAUGAAGAUCAACAGGAUGAUUGAAGUGGAAUUGAGAGAUCGUAUAGAGAAGAAUUCCCUGGCUAAUGUUUUUGAUUUGUAUAAAGUCGAGUAUUCUCAUCCGGAGAUGUUUGAUUUGGUGUAA